This is a messenger RNA of Chaetomium fimeti, 1675 nucleotides long. Its product is annotated as outer mitochondrial membrane transport complex protein-domain-containing protein. Gene Ontology annotation, biological process: mitochondrion organization. NCBI's taxonomy places the organism in Eukaryota, Fungi, Ascomycota, Sordariomycetes, Sordariales, Chaetomiaceae. The record is from RefSeq and is a predicted model, not a curated record. Gene Ontology annotation, cellular component: cytoplasm; SAM complex. The transcript has 2 exons. Bases 225 to 1457 code for a protein of 410 amino acids.
GCUUGGGUGAAGGUUAUCGGUUUUUUUCUCGACGCUUAUCGCCACGUGAAGACGUGAACCCGCAAGAAACACGACCAGUUGUAUCAGUGCAUCGACUCGAUCCCGCCCCAAUCUAGGCCAAGCUUGAUAUUACAAGUAGGAGAUUCUGCUCCGGCGUAGGUUGUCACCCACGCACGGCACUUGCAAUUUACCCCAGUUACCUACGUCAGUUGUCAUAGUUCGCCAUGGUCCUCCAGCUCCAUGUCUGGGGCCCGGCAUUCGGCCUGCCGUCCAUCGACGCCGAGUGUAUCGCCGCCAUCGCAUACCUCGCCCAAACCGUUAGUCCGGCCGACUACCAGCUCAUCCAGAGCAGCCCCUCGGCGGUUCCAACCCAGCACCUCCCCGCCCUUUACAACCCCUCCAGCUCUACCUGGACAAGCGGCUUCUCCUCCAUCACAACCCACCUCCUCGCCCACCCCCCCUCACCCCCCCAAAAACAAAAACAACCAACAACCCCCCACCCCCCCACCACUACCACCACCACCACACAAACAGCCGACAGCACCGCCUACACGGCCUUCCUAACCGCCCACGCCGCGCCCCUCCUCUCCCUAUCCCUCUACGUCUCCUCCGCCAACUACAGCACCACGACCCGGCCGGCCUACAGCGCGCUCCUCCCGCUCCCGCUGCCCUGGACGGAACCCCCCGCUUUGCGCGCCGCCCACGCCCGCCGCGCGGCCCCCCUGGGCCUGUCGGCGCUCGACACCGACUCGGUGCGGGCGCGCGAGCGCGCCGAGAGGGACCGCCUGGCCGCGGAGGGUUGGGUUACUGUGCCGGAGGGGCUGCAAGAGAAGAAGGGGGUGGGGGCGGCGCUGAGUGCAGAGCAGAAGAUGAGGAUUCGGUUGGAGGGGGUUGCCGCGGGGGUGUUGGAUGUGUUGGGGGAGGUGGAGUGGGAGGGGCAGGGGCUGGCGGUGAGGUGUCUUGCGUUUGGGUACUUGGUGUUGAUGCUUGUGCCGGAGGUGCCGAGGCCGUGGUUGAGGGAGGUUAUGGAGGGGAGGUAUGGCGGGUUGUGUGAGUUUGUGAGGGGGUUUCGGGGGGAGGUGUUCCCUGAGGGGAGGAUGCUGCCGUGGGUGGAGGAGGGGCAGGAUGUGUCGGCGGUGGCGGUGGGGAUGAGGUUUGUGAGGGGGGUGUUGGGAGAGGUGCCGUUGGUUGGGGAGUAUUGGAGCCAGUGGUGGACGGCGAGGAAGAAGAGGGAGGUGUUGGCGAGUAGGGGUGCCAAGGUCGGGUCAAGCGGGGACCUGCUGCUGUUUCUCGGGGCCGGGCUGGGGCUGACGGCUAUGGGUGCCGGUGCCUUCUUCUACCGCGGCCUGCCGCCGUUUGGUGAGGCCGUGCAGGUCUGGAGAAAACCGGUGGUGUCAUUAAGCAGCUUUGGAGCGGCUGGCGCUAUGUUUUCAGGGGCACUUUACGGAAUCGAUUAGGCGGACAAAAGGUUAGGUCUGGCGUUUGGAGUGAUGACAGGCUGGGCUAAACAUAUUCCCCUCAUGAUGUACAUGUAUGUCCUUGCAUUUACCGGUUGCAUUUCGCGUGGUAUCUCGGCCCGGGUAGUCCAGCUUUUAUGCAGUUAUGACUGAGUCGAAGCUAUCCUCUUGAUAACGGCUUUAAGAUUAAGAGGCUGAUUUGAUCCAUUAAAUCCCCA